GACUAGAUCAGAGAUGAGGCAGAGACUUAUUAGUUUCUCCCAGAUCAAAUCCCAUCAUUUUCUCUUCAAACUAAUCCCAGAAACUCCACACACUACUUGUAUUUGGUCUUCUUCUCAAGUCUCAUACCCUUUUUAAUAGCCUAGUCUACUGCACCGUUAAGACUUCAAACCUCUUCCCUUCUCUCUCUCUCUCUCUCUCUCUCUCUCUCUCUACACACACUUUCUCUCUCUAUAUUUACUUGCUUGAUCUAUAUGGCCAAAGGAAGUGGACUCUCCAUUGAUUCAGAUCGGAUCGGAUUGUUUCUGCACAAACCACCAAGUGUGAUCAAUUCAUUUUCUGACCACCACAACAACAACAAUAACCACCACCACCACCACCCCAAGUGGAAGCUCGAACCCAUGGAAACCACGGGCAACAGGUCAUCUCCGGCUUCCUCUAUCCAAUUUCCGGUAAACCUCAACUGCACCCACCAUCAGGACGUUCCGGAGCCGUCUGAUGUAAAACGGACGGUGAUGGAUGAGAUGGACUUCUUCGCUGAUAAGAAACCUGAUCGUGAUGACUCCAAGGGAGCCACCACCACCACCGACGCCGAUAAAAAAGAAUUUAAUGAACCGACAGAAAUGGAUUUCAACGUUAACACUGGAUUGCACCUUCUCACUGCUAACACUAGUAGCGAUCAAUCAAUGGUGGACGAUGGCACAUCGGUGAAUUCUGAAGAUAAAAGAGCUAAAAAUGAGCUGGUGGUUCUUCAAGCCGAGCUGGGACGGGUGAAAACGGAGAAUGAUCGAUUAAGGGACAUGCUGAGUCAAGUCACCAGCAACUACAACACACUUCAGAUGCAUCUGAUGACUAUGAUGCAACAGCAAGAUCAUGAUAAGAAAGGUAGUGAUGGUCAUGCCACUAGAGAAGAUGAUGAUCAUCGAAUGGAAGAAACUAAACAAAAUGUUAAUAAGGGAGGAGUAGUUGUGCCAAGAAAGUUCAUGGAUCUUGGGCUAGCUGCUGUAGCUGAUACCGAUGAGCCUUCGCUUUCUUCGUCGGAAGGACGGAGCGUUGAGCAGUCGCCGGUAAUUCAUGCAGAGGCGGCAGUGGUGUCUAAGGGUGGUUUGUAUGAUAAUCAGAAGAAGGAAUAUGGUGGAAGAGAGGAUAGUCCAGAUAAUGGGUCACAAGGUUGGGGUCCUAACAAGGUUCCUAGAAUGAAUGCUCCCAAAGAUGGCGAUCAAGCAAAUGAGGCCACCAUGAGGAAAGCCCGAGUCACGGUUAGAGCCCGGUCGGAGGCACCCAUGAUCAGUGAUGGAUGCCAAUGGAGAAAGUACGGGCAAAAGAUGGCGAAAGGGAACCCAUGUCCUCGAGCCUAUUAUCGUUGCACCAUGGCCGCUGGUUGUCCAGUUCGAAAACAAGUGCAAAGAUGUGCAGAAGAUAGAACCAUCCUGAUUACCACAUAUGAAGGCAAUCACAACCACCCACUGCCUCCAGCCGCCAUGGCAAUGGCAUCAACAACAUCUUCCGCGGCGCAAAUGCUGCUCUCCGGUUCCAUGCCAAGCGCAGACGGCUUAAUGAACCCCAAUUUCCUAGCAAGAACCCUCCUCCCAGCUUGUUCAUCAAGCAUGGCCACAAUCUCAGCUUCAGCUCCAUUUCCCACUGUUACAUUAGACCUCACCCAAACUCCCAACCCAUUACAGUUCCAAAGGCCACCAAACCAAUUCAAUGUCCCCUUCCCAAACCCAUCUCAGAACUUCUCCGCCGCGACACCAUCAGCUCUACUACCUCAGAUUUUUGGUCAGGCUCUAUAUAACCAAUCGAAAUUCUCUCCCCUUCACAUGCCAGGCCAGGAUAAGGAGGCUGCAGCCCAAUUAGGCCAACAAUUGACAACGUCGUCGUCGCUGCCACCAUUGCACCAAACGACGCAGCAGAACUCGUUGGCUGACACCGUCACUGCCAUCACCGCCGAUCCAAGUUUUACUGCCGCUUUAGCUGCAGCCAUCACCUCUAUCAUCGGCGGAGGUGGUAAUCCGAAUAAUAGCACCAAUAUGAACACCACCACCAGCAACAACAAUAGCAAUGGCAACAAUAAAGUCAUGAGCAAUACAAAUUUUCCUGGAAAAUGAAUUUGGGUUUUUUUUUUUUUCUUUCAUAAUUUGGGUUUUUUUGUUCCUUUAACUUCUAUUAUGGGUUGGAAAGUGAGAUUAUUGUAUACAAAUAUUCUUUCAUGUUUGAAUAAUGUGAUGAUCCAAAUUGUCAGUCAACAUACGAGAAAUGGGUUUGGUACGGACAUGGAGAAUUGGAGUGAUGGUGUAAUUAUAGUAAUGUUUGGUUUUUUUGUCAA
Molecule: messenger RNA, 2324 nt
Organism: Cornus florida
Lineage: Eukaryota; Viridiplantae; Streptophyta; Magnoliopsida; Cornales; Cornaceae
Product: probable WRKY transcription factor 31
Exons: 5
Coding region: 253-2106 (617 amino acids)
Biological process (GO): regulation of DNA-templated transcription
Molecular function (GO): DNA-binding transcription factor activity; sequence-specific DNA binding
Source: RefSeq, a predicted model, not a curated record